ACACGUAGCAACACGGCUCUGCUUCUUCUUGCGCUCCGUUUCCAUUAAACUUAUCAUCCCUCUCCCUGAACCCUUUGUCUCUUGAUCUUUCUUGAACCCCCUGAAGAAAACCCCAUCGAGAUGCCGUUUGCUCUCUCCGGGAUCCUCCUUCCUACUGUGCCGGGAACGUCCUCCCGAUCCGAUUUUCGCGGCGUCCGCCGGAGUAGAGCGAACGUCUCAUUUCUUUCCACCACGACGAACUCCAACUCUAGGAAGAUAUGUGCUUCGCUCUCUCCUUCUCCUUCUUUUGACUCGGAUUCUACUUCUACGACUGUGGCUGCUGCUGGUGGGAAAGUUCUUAUCCCAGGUGGCGAGAGCCAAGAAUCUACUCCCCCUGCAAUCAAGGAUCCUCAGGUAGCCGAUAAAGAUCACAAGGUGUUUGAAGAUGUAGUAAUUUUACCCACCGAAGUUGAGAGUGCCAUUGAAAUUGAACAAAAAUCUGUUGCUUCAGAAACCCUUGUUGAGGUGGAUAGUGCCAUUGAAGUUGAACAAAAAUUUGUUGCUUCAGAAACCCUUGUUGAGGUGGAUAGUGCCAUUGAAGUUGAACAAAAAUUUGUUGCUUCAGAAACCCUUGUUGAGGUGGAUAGUGCCAUUGAAGUUGAACAAAAAUCUGUUGCUUCAGAAACCCUUGUUGAGGUGGAUGGUGCUAUUGGAGUUGAACAACAAUCUUUUGCUUCAGAAACCCUUGUUGAGGUGGAAGGUGGUGAGCUUCCUGAGUCUUUGGCCACUGUGAAAAUUGAUGAGCCAAUGGAAGAGAAAUUAGGAGUUAUUCCUCCCCCUGGUAGUGGCCAGAAAAUUUAUGAGUAUGACCCUCAGUUAGAAGCUCAUCGAGCACAUCUUGACUACAGAUAUAGCCAAUACAAGAGACUGCGUGAGCUUAUUGAUGAACAUGAAGGAGGUUUGGAACCAUUUUCUCGUGGCUACGAAAAGUUUGGCUUUAUCAAAAGUGACAACGGCAUAACGUAUCGGGAAUGGGCCCCUGGAGCAAAGUGGGCAGCACUAAUUGGAGAUUUUAACAAUUGGAAUCCUAAUGCUGAUGUCAUGACGAAGAAUGAAUUUGGCGUGUGGGAGUUAUUUUUGCCCAACAAUGCAGAUGGCUCACCACCAAUUCCUCAUGGCUCACGUGUGAAGAUACGUAUGGAUAGUCCAUCUGGCGUGAAAGACUCAAUCCCUGCAUGGAUAAAGUUCUCUGUUCAGGCCCCUGGGGAAAUACCUUACAAUGGUGUAUAUUAUGAUCCUCCGGAGGAGGAAAGGUAUAUAUUCAAGCAUCCUAGGCCAAAAGCUCCAAAAUCUAUACGUAUUUAUGAGUCACAUGUUGGAAUGAGUAGCACGGAACCCAAGAUUAACACAUACGCUAACUUCAGGGAUGAUGUAUUACCCCGGAUUAAACGACUUGGAUACAAUGCUGUUCAGAUAAUGGCCAUUCAAGAGCACUCAUAUUAUGGAAGUUUUGGGUAUCAUGUAACCAAUUUCUUUGCGCCAAGCAGUCGUUUUGGAACUCCAGAUGAUCUCAAAUCCUUGAUUGAUAAAGCUCAUGAGCUUGGAAUAAUUGUCCUAAUGGAUAUUGUGCACAGCCAUGCGUCAAAUAACGUCUUAGAUGGGUUGAAUCAGUUUGAUGGGACGGACACUCACUAUUUCCACUCUGGAUCUCGUGGGCACCACUGGAUGUGGGAUUCUCGCCUUUUCAACUAUGGAAGUUGGGAGGUGUUGAGAUUUCUCCUUUCCAAUGCAAGAUGGUGGCUUGAUGAAUAUAAGUUUGAUGGUUUCAGAUUUGAUGGAGUUACCUCAAUGAUGUAUACACACCAUGGGUUGGCGGUGGGUUUCACUGGAAACUACAAUGAAUACUUUGGAUUGGCAACUGAUGUGGAUGCGAUGGUCUAUCUUAUGCUGGUCAAUGAUCUUAUUCAUGGGCUUUUUCCAAAUGCAGUUACCAUUGGUGAAGAUGUAAGCGGAAUGCCAGCGUUCUGCAUUCCUGUUAAAGAUGGUGGUGUUGGUUUUGAUUAUCGACUUCAUAUGGCUAUUGCUGACAAAUGGAUUGAAAUUCUAAAGUUAAAGGAUGAGAACUGGAAAAUGGGCGAAAUUGUAUACACCCUCACAAAUAGGAGGUGGUCAGAAAAGUGUGUUGGAUAUGCUGAAAGCCAUGAUCAAGCUCUUGUUGGGGACAAGACUAUUGCAUUUUGGCUAAUGGACAAGGAUAUGUAUGACUAUAUGGCUCUUGAUGUUCCAACAACUCCUAGAAUAGAGAGAGGAAUAGCUCUCCACAAGAUGAUCAGGUUAAUCACUAUGGGAUUAGGUGGAGAAGGAUACCUUAAUUUCAUGGGUAAUGAGUUUGGGCAUCCUGAGUGGAUCGAUUUUCCAAGAGGUGAUCAAAGACUUCCAAAUGGUAGGGUGAUAUCGAGCAAUAAUUAUAGCUUGGACAAGUGUCGCCGUAGAUUUGAUUUGGGAGAUGCAGAUUACCUAAGGUACCGUGGAAUGCAGGAAUUUGAUCAAGCAAUGCAACAUCUUGAGGAGAAAUAUGGUUUCAUGACUUCAGAACACCAGUUUGUGUCACGGCAAGAUGAAGGCGACAAGAUGGUUGUUUUUGAACGAGGUGAUUUGGUAUUUGUCUUCAAUUUCCAUUGGAACAACAGUUACUUUAACUACCGAGUCGGCUGUUCAAAGCCUGGAAAAUAUAAAGUGGUUUUAAGUUCUGAUGAUGGUUGGUUUGGUGGCUUCGACCGUAUUGAUCCCAAAGCAGAGUACUUCACUAGUGAAGGAAGGUAUGACAAUAGUCCCCGCUCUUUCUCAGUGUAUGCUCCAAAUAGAACAGCUGUCGUGUAUGCUCUCUGUGAUGAAUGAUUCAAAAGCUUCGUUAGGCCUUUCCAGUUGAAUGCGGCAGCUCUGAUGAAGUGACCGCAGUUGUGGAAUCCAGUGGCAUCAUCAUCCAUGCAGAUAUAGUAGAUCAGCUUGACAUUGUUAUUGAUGAUGAUUAUUCUAUCCACUCCACUUUUGUUAAUAUAGCUUCAUCCUUGGGCGGUAGCAUACCAGCAGAAAGUGCUUUCCUAAACUCCUUCCACUCGCAGCAGCAUAUGGUUCCUCCUUUUUUCCUGAUGAAUAACUGAUUCGGAGGAAAUUUGUGUUGAUGUUUUUCCCAUCUAUAUAUCAUCUAUGAAUAAUUUUUACAUGUACGGCAUAGUAAUGGAAUUAGUUGUGGCAGCCACUGAUAUUCAUUCCUUCCUUGUAAUACACUACUACGAGUCAAUUCUGAUGAAUAAAGGCGAACAUGGUGGCAGUAAGUUGAUUUCA
This is a messenger RNA of Dioscorea cayenensis subsp. rotundata (Guinea yam), 3324 nucleotides long. Its product is annotated as 1,4-alpha-glucan-branching enzyme 2-2, chloroplastic/amyloplastic-like. Gene Ontology annotation, biological process: starch metabolic process. Gene Ontology annotation, molecular function: hydrolase activity, hydrolyzing O-glycosyl compounds; 1,4-alpha-glucan branching enzyme activity; cation binding. The record is from RefSeq and is a predicted model, not a curated record. NCBI's taxonomy places the organism in Eukaryota, Viridiplantae, Streptophyta, Magnoliopsida, Dioscoreales, Dioscoreaceae. Gene Ontology annotation, cellular component: cytoplasm.